This is a messenger RNA of Cryphonectria parasitica EP155, 849 nucleotides long. RefSeq lists its product as uncharacterized. The record is from RefSeq and is a predicted model, not a curated record. NCBI's taxonomy places the organism in Eukaryota, Fungi, Ascomycota, Sordariomycetes, Diaporthales, Cryphonectriaceae. Bases 1 to 849 code for a protein of 282 amino acids. The transcript has 5 exons.
AUGGCCCUGGCCGGCGUGGCCCUCAAUGCGAGAGUAGAGCCGCACGUGAACCCACAGCUGGCAUAUCAAGAAAGUGGAAGAACAACCCGAUCGAUAGGGAUGAGUUUUCUCCAUUGGGUGUGCGAACGUUCCGUCAUCGAUUCGUAUGGCACAUGCUGGCAAUAUUUCCGCCAGUUCAAGCAGCUGUACACCUAUGCUACCGGUAAACGCAUCUUCUCUGGAGAGAAGCAUCGCGUAAACCUGGCAGGGAUCUAUAUCGGUCUUGCUUGCACAGGGGCGCGACCGGCCGAAUUUGUGGACGAUGAGAGAAAGAGUGGCAAGGAUCUAGAAGAGCUCUUUCCGCGAAGACCCAAGGGAGCUGCUGAUGAAGACGAGAAUGCCGGGUGGCUUGGAAAGGAACUCACAAGAUACACUGUCGACCGUGGACGUCCAAAGACGCUGUGUUGGGAGGACACCCUGCUAAUGGUCGUGCGCCAUCCAGCCACCGGCGAGGAUAUUCUGGCGAUGAGUAUCAAGUUUGCACACCACAAGGGGGCAGACAACAAACCAAAGCCGACUGGCCUCUUCUUCACCCCUGCUAGGAGGCUGAUCUUCUGUCUCAUCAAUGUCAUCGUCUGUCUAGCUGUGCUCGAAGGCGUAUUUGCUGCAUCGGAUUUGACCAGUGCCAGACAAGUUUACCAAAUUAAGAAUCAGGGACCAGUCACGUGCACUCCGCUCCGCUGGAAGGAGGAAUGGCUCAAGGAGCCUGUUUUCCGACGAUGCGACGACUCUAUUCCAGAAGAUGAAUCCGACAACUCUGUUCGUUCGAAAUAUCGUGUGGCAGUGGCCAUAGGGGCCUCAAGUGAAUGA